Lingula anatina is the source of this 3441-nucleotide messenger RNA. Its product is annotated as extended synaptotagmin-2-like. NCBI's taxonomy places the organism in Eukaryota, Metazoa, Brachiopoda, Lingulata, Lingulida, Lingulidae. Gene Ontology annotation, biological process: lipid transport. The record is from RefSeq and is a predicted model, not a curated record. Gene Ontology annotation, molecular function: phosphatidylinositol binding; phosphatidylethanolamine binding; calcium-dependent phospholipid binding. Gene Ontology annotation, cellular component: endoplasmic reticulum membrane.
UCCACCCUAUCUUUGUUCGACUCGUCCGAGGUCAAAGAGAAAUGGAGCACCAAGAAAACCGGCUACAACUACAAGGUUAUCCUUGAAUUUUGAUGAAAAUACAAUAUUUUUCUCUGGUUGCAGUUACCAAAACGUAGGCAUGGCUGAUAACCAGUCGCAGGUUGCACCUCCACCCCCAGCGAAGGGAGACACGACGAUCUUGCAGUUGGUGGUGCGGUAUUUGAAACUGGUCGCCCUCCUCCUACUCGUCUGGAUAAUGGGCUAUUUCGACUUCAGCGUCAGUUGGAUCCUCCUCGGUCUCUUCAUCUUUAUGUGGAAUGAGACAUACCAGAGGAGAAAAAAGCUCCAGACUGAGAUUGCCCAGUUUUCAGCGAAGAAUGAGAAGGAUGAAAUAUUGGCAAGAGUGGAAGAUUUGCCUUCAUGGUGUAAGUGUGGACAUCAGUAGUGUAGCCGAGAAGGGACACAUGGACUCAUGGCUCCCCCUGGAGAAUGUUAACACUGGUUUGAUUCACCUGCGCCUGACAUGGCUGAACCUCUCAUCAAAUCCUGAUGAUAUAGACAAGGCUCUUGAGCAGUGUACAGUGGCGUGGAGUGAAGAACACCUGUCCUCAUGUUUCCUUAUGGUAACAGUGGAUGCCUGCCACAAUCUACCAGGUUCCUCGGGAAGCUGUUUUUUACAUAGCGCCAGUGGUCAAUCCACGAAUUCAGGUGGUAAGUACCUGACAGAGCCCUCUCCCUAUGUGACCCUGGGUGUUGGAGGGGAGAAACAGCAGACUCAGGUGAAGAAGAACACUGAUCAGCCUGUCUUUGAGGAGAACUUCAAGUUCUUGGUGCACAACCCUAACAUGCAGGAGCUGGAUAUGGAGGUGUAUGACUCUAAAAGCAAGAAGAUGCUGGGCUUUGUGACAGUCCCUGUGAAGGACCUUCUGAACGAUGAAGACAUGACUAAGUUCCAGUCAUAUCCUCUCAAAGAGUCUGGACCAAUGAGUAAAAUCACACUGAGGUUACAGCUGAGGAUUCUGCUGUCUGGCACUGCCCCAAUUGAUUCUAUGCCAACAGAAGAGGCUGUGGAUUCACUGGUCAAUAAUUCUAACAAAAAUACAGAGGAAGGGGGAGAAGAUGGGGCAGAAGAGGAGGAGCCAGCUGCUACUUUCUCUCUUGAUGAUCCUGACUUGGACACCCCAAAUGGUAAGGCACAAGAAACGCCCACUAAAUCUGCAGCAGGCUCUGCCGACUACUCACCAAACUCCAGCAUGAAGAAUAACGAGAUGAGGAGAAGGUCUGGACAUUCAAUCCACAGUAAAACUAGUGCAAUGGGCAGUGACAGUGGACUGGGCAAGAUACAGAUCACUAUACGCUACAGUGGCCAAAGAAACAGACUGGUGGUGGUCGUCCACAAGUGCAUUGAGCUUAGUCCACGAAAAAAAUACUGGUCAUUCAGCACUCCAAAGAUAAGACGGAGGGCAAGUUUGAGGACAUCCCGUAACCAAGACAACAACAAAGGAGGCGGUACUCCUAGCAGACCGCGUGCUAAUACCGCUGAUGUGGUACCCACCAAGGAGUCUGUAGCGAAAGAGGAAACAUCACCCCAAAAGAAAAGCGCCCUGAUUCCACCAGACGAUAGCAACCUGGCUGACCCCUUUGUCCGCCUGUAUCUGCUGCCAGACAGGCACCUGCACACCAAGAAGAAAACACAGGUCCACAAGUGCAACCUCAACCCCAUAUUUGAUGAGACAUUUGAAUUUGCAGUCAACCAGAGAGAUGCCCAGCAAAGGACGCUGGACAUUGCGGUGAAGAACUCGGUGGGGGUGUUCUCUAAGGGAAAACACGACAUGGGAAGAGUGUACAUUGACCUUUCUGAACUGGAUCUCAACAAAGCCACUACAGCUUGGUAUAACCUUCAAGCCUACAACAAGUCUGGAAACAGAUCCUUUAGAGAGUCCAAAGAAAUCUAAUAAACAGUCAAAAUAGAUUUAAUGGUUCCAAAUUAACUCAUUCUUUGCGAAGAAUAUUAAAGUGAAGUUCAGUGGCAAUGCAAAAAUGGCAUGGAAGGAGAGCAAUUAACUCACCAUCAGGCAGCUGAUCAAGAAGAUAAGCCACCAAUACAGAAAAAUAGUUCUGUUGCAGUCAUAUGGAUAAGACUUGAUGUAAACAGUGUUGUGCAGAAGCUCUCUAUUUUGCAAUAUAAUAAUUGUUAACUUCCUCAAAAGAAAUUUAUGUGAUCGAGUUGCUAAGCAAUGGAUAAACAGAACUUUCUGUCAUAGCUUUAUUGUAUGAUCUAGUCUUCCAGCUGGGCCUUUCUAGGACAAAAUCAUUUAGAUCAAAUGACUUCCAAAGUGCCAUGCGUAGUGAAAGAUAAGCAGUGUGAGCAAGCGGUAGCUGUGCAUGUUUUACUGUUAUCAAUGCAAUUUUUAUGUGUUGUACAUUGGUUGUAUUUGUUAUGACAAAAAACUUUGUUUAGACAGUAUGGAAUAGCAAUGUUAAGUCAGAUGAUUGAAGGAAAUUGUUGUUUUAAAGAUAGUUAAUGUGAUAAUGCAUAAUCUCUUCGCCUUCUUUUACAUUUUUGCUCCUUUUGCAUUUAAGCAAUCAGACAGAGGUUGACAAGACAAAAAAUGUUAUUUGGCAAAUAUGUGAUAAACCAACCCAGUGUCUUUUGAAAAGUUAUAGAGUUGUGAUCUGUGGUCAUAUGAAUUUGAAGUACCCUCUUCUUUUCAAAAGCACAAAAUAUAUCAGCCUUUUGGUUUUUUAAUCUUUUGGAUAUGGGCAAAAUGAAUUUAUUAAAAAAGAAUUAAAAGCGAAAAUAUUUUUCUUUAAAUCACAUCCAUUUAUACAUUCAGAUAUUUACAUUUUAUUGUGAUUUGUUUAUUUCAAAAGACACAAUUCCCCAUUUAUUGAGGAAAAUUCAUAUCAUAUAUUUACAUGUUAAUGUAGGGGGAAUUGAAAACAAAAACACUGCAAAAAGUUCUUGUAACUUUUUAUGUUUUAAAUCAUAAAUUACCACAGACGUGAUAACAUAAUUAGUGUGAUUCUAUUACUUAUUUGUGUACACACAUUUUCAUUUUCCAAAUACUAAAGAUUAAAAGAUGACAGCCUUGGUAGUUGAGUAAAAAUUUAAUGUGUUCACUUGGUAAAUGUUCUGUAUUAUUUUAGUUACACAAGAAUCAUAUUAUUUGGAUUAGACAAUUAAUUGUCUCUUUCUAAAUAAUACCUUUAAACAUAUCUAAAGUAUUUUACACAUACUGUAAGCUUGUUACUCUUAAAAGAGUUAAUAUUAAUUUUAUGUAUUGAACUAUAUAAUUAUUUCAUCUGCAUACUUUUAAUUGAAAAUGGCAUGAGCAGCUACAGAAAGUUUUUAAAAAAUUAACACCAAUAUGCUCUCAUGCAGUAUGUGGUUCUGGUUGGUGAAUUAAUGUUUAUUAUUAAUGUAUAUAAUACAGUUAU